AUGGGAACGAGGCCGGGACAGGAGGCAGGGAGCCGGGCCCCCAGGGACGAGGAGGCCGGGGAGAUCAUAAACACCUGCACUACUGGAGAUCAUAAACACCUGCACUACUGGUUCGUGGAGUCCCAGUUGAACCCCGCCAAAGACCCGGUGGUUCUGUGGCUGAACGGGGGCCCCGGCUGCAGCUCUCUGGACGGGAUGCUGACCGAACACGGGCCCUUCCUGAUCCAGGAUGAUGGCGUGUCCCUGGAGUACAACCCCUACUCCUGGAAUAAAAUUUCCAACAUGCUGUACUUGGAGUCACCAGCAGGGGUCGGCUUUUCUUAUUCCGAAGAUAAAAACUACAUCACCAACGACACAGAGGUGUCCAUGAACAACUACCUGGCCUUGAAGCAGUUCUUCAAGCUCUUCCCCGAGUACAGCAAGAACCAGCUGUUCCUGACGGGAGAGAGCUACGCAGGGAUCUACAUCCCCACCCUGGCGGAGAGGGUGAUGGAGGACCCCGCGUUCAACCUCCAGGGUAUCGCCGUUGGCAACGGGAUGGCCAGCUACGAGCUGAACGACAACUCCCUGGUGUACUUUGCGUACUACCACGGUCUCCUAGGCAACCAGCUCUGGGCCCAACUGCAGACUUUCUGCUGUAGUAAGGGAAAAUGUGACUUCUACAACAACCACAACGUCAACUGCUCCAAGAACCUGGAGGAGGUGCAGACCAUCGUGUACGGCUCAGGCCUGAACAUGUACAACCUGUACGCCCCCUGUCCGGGGGGCGUUGGCCAGAGGUUGGGGAUGGAUGGCGGUAGUCUGGUACUCAGAGACCUGGGGAACAGCUUCACCAGACACCCCGCGACACAGCGGUUGAACCAGAAGCUGCGUGGUGUAGCGUCUCUCUUCAAGAAUGUCCGGCUGGACCCACCCUGCACCAACUCCACCCCCUCCACCCUCUACCUCAACAACGUCUACGUCAGGGCGGCUCUGCACAUCAGUCCUGCCGCACUGCCCUGGGUCAUCUGCAGCUCGGAGGUGAACCUCAACUAUGGGCGUGUAUACGUCGAAGUCAGUAAGCAGUACCUGAAGCUACUGGGAGCCCUGGUAUAUCGUGUCCUGGUGUACAACGGUGACGUCGACAUGGCCUGUAACUUCAUGGGAGACGAGUGGUUCGUGGAGUCGCUGCAGCAGAAGGUGGAGGUACAGCGGAGGACCUGGACCUACCAGGACAAGGAGGGGCUGCAGGUGGGCGGUUUCGUUAAGGAGUUCAGCAACCUCGCCUUCCUCACCGUCAAGGGCUCGGGUCACAUGGUCCCUGCUGAUAAGCCUGCGGCUGCCUACACCAUGUUCUCCCGCUUCCUACUGAGACAACCCUUCUGACCGGACCUAGGGGCCGGACGUGACCACAAACUGAUCAAUACACUGCAUGAAAUGAGGCGAUCACUGACACUGAAUGUCUCCCAAGCUCCGAUUGUCUUCCUGUUUCUUGUUUUCUGUAUAUGUCAAUUAAAAAAAUUACGAAAAUAA
Messenger RNA from Gadus chalcogrammus (walleye pollock), 1512 nucleotides. RefSeq names its product lysosomal protective protein-like. The transcript has 15 exons. Gene Ontology annotation, molecular function: serine-type carboxypeptidase activity. The record is from RefSeq and is a predicted model, not a curated record. Bases 1 to 1365 code for a protein of 454 amino acids. Gene Ontology annotation, biological process: proteolysis. Lineage: Eukaryota; Metazoa; Chordata; Actinopteri; Gadiformes; Gadidae.